UGAUCUUACAUCACUGAAGAACCUAACCGCAUGAGACCCCAUUCAUCAUUAUGAGUUCAACUAUCUACCUGAUAACUGGAGCAAGUCGAGGAAUCGGUCACGGCCUCGUCAAGCUCCUCAUAUCCCGGCCCAAUUGCACCAUCAUCGCCGCCGUCCGCGACCCGUCUGCGGAUACCGCGCAGGCUCUCCUCACCCUCGCAGCCGGCGAAGGCUCCCGGCUCAUCGUCGUCAAGAUUGACGCUGAGUCCGACACCGACGCCCACAAAGCCAUUCAGCACCUCCAGGAAAAGGAAAACAUCGACCACCUCGACGUCGUGGUUGCUAAUGCGGGCUACUACGACGACGACUACCGGCUCGAGGACGUCCCGCUGCACAAAGUCCAGCGCCACCUGGACGUCAACACCGUCGGCCUGAUCCGGCUCUUCCAAGCAGCGUUCAAACCUCUGGGCAGGAGUCCGCAGCAGCAGCCAAAGUUCGUGACGAUCAGCAGUUUCUUGGGCAGCAUCGCGGGGCUGGCGGAGGAGUACUUUCCUGGUGGGGGUUAUGGCGCCAGUAAAGCCGCGGCGAAUUGGAUCACAAGGAAAAUUCAUGUGGAGAAUGAGAGAUGGGUGAGCUUUAUGGUUCAUCCAGGGUUCGUCAAGACUGCGAUGGGUAACGCGGCCGCUAAAAGUAUUGGGUUGGAGUCUGCUUUUAGUGAGGUUGAUGAUUGUGCUAGUGGGAUUGCCAAGCUGAUCGAUGGCGCAACGAGAGAUUCUGUGGGGGGUCGAUUCAUUACUGUCAAGGGCGAGGAUAUGGCUUUCUGAUGAUCCCUAUAGUAAAGUCAUGUGAGACUAAUAGAGUGGUAACUAUACUGCGAUGCGAUUGAUAGUGGUAGCUAUACUGUGAUGCGAUUGAUUGUUGCUGAUGGUUCAAAGAUACAUGGAUGUACCCGACAGGGUCCGGGUUGUGGUGCCUGAGGGUAAAACACAACUCUAUACCUUUUCUCACAAUCCCACAAUACAUGCCUGAAUCCCUUCGCUU
This is a messenger RNA of Aspergillus saccharolyticus JOP 1030-1, 1020 nucleotides long. Its product is annotated as SDR family oxidoreductase. Lineage: Eukaryota; Fungi; Ascomycota; Eurotiomycetes; Eurotiales; Aspergillaceae. The transcript is spliced from 4 exons. The coding region runs from base 51 to 803 and encodes 250 amino acids. Gene Ontology annotation, molecular function: oxidoreductase activity. The record is from RefSeq and is a predicted model, not a curated record.